Molecule: messenger RNA, 3789 nt
Organism: Stereum hirsutum FP-91666 SS1
Lineage: Eukaryota; Fungi; Basidiomycota; Agaricomycetes; Russulales; Stereaceae
Exons: 3
Coding region: 1-3789 (1262 amino acids)
Source: RefSeq, a predicted model, not a curated record
AUGAAAACCGCCAUUUCGAACGAGUGGGACACGUUGUUGACUAUCGAGGACGCAUCAGAUGAAGACGAACUAGACAAAAGAUCGGUGUCGACUCUCCACUGGUCUCCCAGCCCCCAACCGCGAUCUCCUUCUCCCCCGCUUGUUGUUUCGAGCCACCACCCUGUGGAGACGAGGACAGAAGUUGAAUGGAAGCGUAUAGAGGCUGAGAAAAGAAAGCAAGCUCGGCAAGGACGCUAUGACCCCAAGUAUGUCGAAAAGCGCGGUCGUGUGUUUUUCUCCAACGACGGGACCUUAUACUUCUCCCCGAAUUGCCGCAAGCUCCCUCGAUGGCAGCCGCCGCACAGAGACUUCGAUCCCAAAACUCUCCGAGAGCUCCAGCUCCCGGUCUGGUAUAAGCGUCCCGAGGUCGUUUGGAAGUCCUGCGUCAUGAUCAACAUGCCUUUCAAUGGCGUUUUUGCUUGCCUCCGAGACCAGUACUGUCGGCAAUUAGAAUUCAAUUCGUCGAGAAACGUCUGGCGUCUCAGUCCUCACGUACAACAACUUUGGAGUGUGGCCCUCGAUGCCAUCGAGAAGUGUCUUUGGUCCAUCAGGGAUGGUUCUUUGGGUAUGGCUUCACUGAUGGAACUACCACCACGGCCGGAUCAUCUUUUUCGACAGGAGUUUAGACUCCGUGGAGCAGCAAACUCGGGUAUCGUUGAAGCUCGCAAUCGUAUGAUUGCGUGGAUCAGCGCCUUUUUCUUUUUCGUGCGUUGCUGUGAUAGGGUAGUUCCUCUUGCUUCCGACGACCCACUAUCCGAACCUUCUGCUCAUCUGGCCAAAUCGUAUCCCAGCUUAUUUACGUGGCUCCCGAAAUGGUUCAGAAUCCUAGUGAGGGCGCAUCCCGAGUUGCAGGGUUGGCUGAGCUCGGUGAGGACCUACUGGUCCAACGUUGACAAGGAAAACAUACCGGGCCUCUUCUUCGAUUUCGAUCAUUACGGAACAGCUGCACCGCCGCUCUCCUGGCUAUACGAAAACGGCAUUCCAGUGUGGUAUCCUUGGAGAGAGAAGGAGAUGCAGUUAGCAGCGACGGAUCCCCUCAUAGCUCGAUUCAAACCCCCAGAGUCUAUUUUGGAAGAGGCCGAGGACGAGCGAUAUGAGGAGGAACAUGCGCGAUGGGAGGCUGGCUUGGAAGCAGAGGUGGAAACGCGGCAACGCUACGACCGUGAUCUGUCACGUCAGCGAAGAGAACAAGAAGGUCGCUCAGUAUCCCAUAGGACGCGCGCUCGAAUUAUGCGUCCAUCACGUUCUCUGAUGUCCGCCGGUACGACGCAACGUCCACCAAUUUCGUUCGCUCCCAUUACGAGUCACUCGCUUUCAUCGACGCAGUUUGCGACGCCCGUGGCGCCGCAUGAAUCCCAUGAUAGGCUUUCCAACUCUAGAACGUUUGAGUCAUACUUCAUAGCAGAUGCAUUUUCCGAAGCACCACCUAUGCCCACUUUGGCGAUGCCAUCGUCGCUCUCGCCCUCAUCUUCUUCACCGCUCGCGAGACCACCUAGUCCAUCACACCCUUUGAACAACUCGUCGAGUUUUCCCCUCGUGCAGACCCCUGCCACUCCGUCUCCGCACUUGCAUUUGCCCGUUCCAUCGCCCGCGUCUCCGCCCAACGCGUCGACCUUGCUGCCCAACCCAUCCGUUGCUUCUCAUACGGCGUCCAGCCCCCCCUCCGUCACAUGUUUUUCUCCACCGCUCGCAAGGCUACCUAGUCCACCACUUCCUUCGGACGACUCGUCGAAUUUUCCCCUCACGAAGACACCUGCCACGCCGUCUUCGCACUCGCAUUUGCCCGUUCUGUCACUCGCGUCUCCGCCCAACGCGUCGACCUUGCUGCACGACUCGUCCGUUACAUCUCAUACGUCAUCUAACUCCCACUCUGUCAUAUCUGCGUCCACGCACACUUCAGAUAUGUAUCAGUGUCAGGUCCCGGCUCGUCCCUACGGACAAGAUCUUGUAGCCUUCUUCCAUCGUCACUCAGCAGAAAACGCGAUAAUUGAGAGCCACGAGGCGCCCGAAGAAAGGGAUUGUAGGAUCCGUCGCGACAAAAUCAACGGCAGUGUUAGAAUCUACGAAUGGGCAGAGGAGCUUGCAGUCCAGGGUAGCUUCAUGGUUCUUUCGAUGUCGGAGAGGAAGUACACCGACGUGCAUGCACGUAUGGAAGGCGCCAGGGAGCUACUAGCUAAUACGGCGCUUUCCCACCUCUACGAUUCACAUCGCAACGAACUCCAUUUCGUGUCCGCUAUCGAUACAUUUUGCCCCCCCAAGAUACAAAAGUAUCGUCAACUUCAUCCCGAGUUCAUCGACGAAGAGGAAGAGCGCACAUUCAGCCCUGAGAUCGACGCCUCUACCGGUACACGAAGUAUUACAUUUGAAGACGACGCUGUGGCGGUGGCGACCAUUCGUUUUGGUUUCAAUCCACGAUCAGUGGAGUCAGUUGAGUCCAAGGUCGAUCGAGAGAUGUGGAAAAUAGUUCUUAGCAAGCUCCAGAGCAUGGCACCAUCGUUGGAUACGGUCUCGUCGUCUCUUGCUCAAGGAAUUUGGGAGUUUCUCGAAUCUUUUGCCAAGGAGCCCACUCAUAAUGUGUCCAAACACCCCACCGAGACGCAGUCCUCUUUUGCAGCCAGAGUCGUCCCCUCUUCCACCGCCGAUACACCGAUGUCCACCAUUCCUCUCGGCAGCGGCCUCCGCGCAGUGAUCCGAGACCUGGUAUACAUUCACCAGAGCCCACACGCUACGACUGGACCCGACGCUGGACCACGCGUUGGGGGGAAACACAAUGUCGACCAUGAAGCAACCUCACCCCUUUCGAAAAUGUGGACCAUCGACUCCCCAACUCUUGUGAUGGUUGGUCGCGGACGAGCGAUGGAGGCCUCGCACCAGCCUUCGGCACUCACGUCCAUGACCACUUGCUCUGAUCAGUGGUGCCUCGUAGUAACCUCCGCAUGCGAUGCAUUACAUGCAAGUAGGUUACUUGCCGGUGGACUCGACACCACUGACGUUGCUCUCCAUCUGUGCGAGCGAGCUAUACCGUUCCGAACCGUGGUGUGGAGAGGCCCGAUGGAGCCGGAGCAUCGACCAAAACCAAAACCCGUACGUUUCGAUGGGCAUGUUUGGAAUAGUUGGGACUAUCGCGAGUACCUGCGGGAGCGAUCCGAUCUUUUGCGAAUUCCCUGGAUCAGGCGCGCGUGUUACUUAGCUGGUGGGAUUUUGUGGCGUAUAGCAAACGAGGUUUGUGGACCACCGUCUAGGGAGAUGAUAGAAAAAGGACCUUCUGAGGGAGCCAGACGCGGCGAGCACGCUUCCAAUAUCCGCGGCUGGGUAGACGAUGAACUUUCGGAGGAUAUCAUGGCCUUGAUGAUAGGGCUUUAUCUUUGCCCUCAAUACCCUAGUCAAGAAGUUGAUGAGCUCCGAGAACUUGCUUCUGGACAAGAGCAGGGACGAGCUAAUCUCAAACGGCUUUCGUGGUGGCCCCUGCCCUCUACGUUUUGGCACUACAGCCUGGGAAGUCUGGGUCACUGGAGCCCACGGAAUGAACAAUGGUAUACCGAUCGUCGGAGAGAUUUGGAGCUGUGUUAUUUAGCAGAUCAGGUGUCAUCGAAUCCUGUCCCUCCUAAGGGGGCAAAGCAGUGGAGGAAUACCACAAAGUUCGGUGGGUUCAGUAGGCGCUUACUUACGAUUACAGAGGACAAUGCCGGUUCAAUGAUUCGUUCCGAUGGUAAAUCUUUGGAAGAGUCGGGACUGCCAUACAUAUCUUAG